UUUAUUACAUAACCUUUAAAAAGCAAAAAAAGAGAGUAUAGAAAAGGGGAAGAUUGGUAAUGGUAUAUAGAAACCUGGGAGUGACGAAGAGGGUGAGGGCAUAGCUGUAAUUUCGCACUCACCGGCGGCCGUAACUUGCUGACAUCAUUGUCUUGCGCCUUCUCCGGUGGUCAUGAUUAUCGGAGAAGGAGUUGAAGCGUCUUCAUUGGGGAGGCUGACGGCGGAGGAUCUGGAAAUGGCAGCGCGAGUGGAAUCUUGGUGAAUACCUUCAAUGUCCGAAUAGUCAUAGCCGUGAAGGCCAAGGCCAGUCUAACCUUGACCGCUAAUCGUCUACUCCCGUAGGUAAAAACACUGAAGAUAGAAAAUGAGAAAGAAAUAAAAAGAAAUUUACCAUCAACUUCGUCAAUUGAAGUUUCCAUUCAGACGUGGUUUUUUCAUAGAGAUUAUAAAGACUUAGUUGAGGUUUAUGAUAUAUUUCGUUAUAGAGAAUAAAUACACAGAUAUAUAGAUGUUGGUACAACAGAAACCGUUAAUGAGGGCACUCAGGCGGAGCCAGACUUCGUCAGAUUCGUCGCCUUCAAAUAAUAAUUCAUCGUCGCAAACGUCGUCGUGGAUUCAUUUGAGAUCGGUUCUAUUAAUCGUCGCUUCUUCAUCCUCGUCCUCAUCCUCCCCAGUUUCCUCUGAUCGGGAGAGCCUUAAAUCACCAUGGUCUAGGAGGAGGAGAAAACACGCCCUUCUUGCCAAACAAUGGAAGAGUUUAUUUGACGCAGACGGGAAACUCUCUGAUGGGGGAAUCAAGUUGCUGAAGAAAGUUCGAAGUGGAGGUGUUGAACCAAGCAUACGGGCAGAGGUUUGGCCGUUCCUUCUUGGAUUCUAUGAUGUGAAAAGUUCACAAAAAGAAAGAGAUGCGAUUGAAGCUCAAAAAAGAAAAGAAUACUUGGACUUGCGGAGACAGUGUCGACAAAAUUUAAAAUGCGGUGAUAGAAGUUCCAAAUCAGAGACUUCUGGAAAUAAAAGUAACGAUGCUAGUGAAUUUAAUCAAGGUUCAGAUUCUCCUGUGUUGGAAGAAGUUGCUAGUUCCAGAUCUUCUCUUUCAGGGGAGAUAUCCACAAUGUCUGGACAUAUUCUACUCCUUAAAACAUCCAGUACAUUAGUGGAUGAAAAAGAUGAGAGUGGAAUUAUGGAUGAAAAUAUUUCUGAAGAACAAACUGAGUCUUCUGAUUCCGAUUCCUCGGAAGAAUCUGACGAUAUGAAACCUCUCCUUGGUUCAAUAGAAUUGGAAGAUAUUGAAAUUAAUGAGUCCACUUCUUACAAGACGGAAAUUAGAUCCACGUCUUAUACUGCUGAAGAUUUUGCUUCAUGGCAGCGGAUCAUACGUGUUGAUGCAGUGCGUGCUAAUUCUGAAUGGAUUGUUUACUCACCAUCUGAAGCUUCAGUGCCGGAGGUGAAGGCACGACGAUUAGCUGAGAGUGUGGGGUUGAAGGAUUAUGAUCAUCUGGAGCCAUGCAUGAUCCAUCAUGCCGCUCGUCUUGUUGCCAUUCUUGAAGCUUAUGCAUUAUACGAUUCUGAGACUGGUUAUUGCCAGGGGAUGAGUGAUUUACUCUCUCCAAUUAUCUCAGUUAUAGCGGAUGACCAUGUAGCGUUCUGGUGCUUUGUGGGUUUUAUGAGGAAAGCUCGACAUAACUUUCGUCUUGAUGAAAUGGGAAUCAGAAGGCAGUUGAAAAUCGUGUCUAAGAUCAUCAAGGGCAAGGAUUCACAUCUUUUCAAACACUUGGAGAAGCUUCAGGCAGAAGAUUGUUUCUUCGUGUACAGAAUGGUGGUUGUUCUGUUCAGACGGGAAUUAACCUUCGAGCAGACCCUUUGCCUCUGGGAAGUUAUGUGGGCAGAUCAAGCUGCGAUUCGGGCGGGAAUUGGAAAAUCUGCUUGGGGAAGGAUGAUGCUUAGAGCACCACCUACGGAGGAUCUAUUACUGUAUGCAAUAGCAGCUUCUGUAUUGCAGAAGAGGAAACUGAUCAUAGAAAAAUACAGCAGCAUGGAUGAAAUCAUGCGGGAGUGCAAUAGCAUGUCUGGACAUCUUGACGUGUGGAAACUUUUAGACGAUGCCCAUGAUUUGGUCGCGACCCUUCAUGAUAAGAUUUGAGUUAUGCUACACAAGUAGGGUUGGUGACAAGAUUUAAAAUCAAGGGGACGCGUGUCAACAUUUCAUUUGGCAGUUUGGAAGAAAAAAAAACAGAAAAGAAAAGAAGAAAGGAACCACAACGCAGCACCUGUCACAGACCCUGUCCCCAAACCCUAUCCAAGCAGCAUAACUCAUAAGAUUUAGAAGAGAAAAUGUCGUGACCAAAUUUGUUCGGCUGAUGUCUUCUUUUGAUCUUUUUUACUUAGUCUGUCUGUUGUUACAACGGUCAAAACCGAUGGUAUCCUCACACUCUUCAGAACUAAGACUUGAUAGGCGAGUUCUGAAUUGAGUAAUUUAUGGGAUUUGUGCUGUAUUUGACAGUGCUCAAGACUCUUGAAUGAAGUGGCAACCUGCUAAAUUGGUCAUCAGUAAAUGUAUUUUUUCUGAUUACUUUGUGCUUGUGUAACAUUAUUUUAUUUGAAAAUGCUUCAUUGAUACAAGAACUUCAAACGAUGCAAUCGAAAGUUUCCAGGGAACUAUUCUAGUAUGUAGUGGUACUUGAGUUGUCCAAAA
Messenger RNA from Olea europaea var. sylvestris, 2692 nucleotides. RefSeq names its product GTPase-activating protein gyp7-like. The coding region runs from base 509 to 2140 and encodes 543 amino acids. NCBI's taxonomy places the organism in Eukaryota, Viridiplantae, Streptophyta, Magnoliopsida, Lamiales, Oleaceae. Gene Ontology annotation, molecular function: GTPase activator activity. The transcript has 5 exons. The record is from RefSeq and is a predicted model, not a curated record. Gene Ontology annotation, biological process: activation of GTPase activity.